This is a messenger RNA of Helianthus annuus (common sunflower), 744 nucleotides long. RefSeq lists its product as uncharacterized. The coding region runs from base 1 to 744 and encodes 247 amino acids. The transcript has a single exon. The record is from RefSeq and is a predicted model, not a curated record. Lineage: Eukaryota; Viridiplantae; Streptophyta; Magnoliopsida; Asterales; Asteraceae.
AUGGAGGUUGUGGACCUCAAACUCGGCCCUCGUCCUUUUCGUGUCUACAGUUCGUGGAUUGGGCAGCCGGGUUUUGAGGAAGCUGUCAAAGAGGCCUCGGAGAAAUUUGUUACUUUUGAUCCGCCAGACGCUAGUCUUUCUUCUAAAUUCGCCCAUAUUAGAGCUCGUCUUAAAAUCUGGAGGGACGAAUUCUUGAGCAAAGAAAAGGAAUCUGUCAGUUUGGCUCUUUUGGAACUAGAGGUAUUGGAAAGUGAUAUGGAAAAUAGGGACCUCACAGAAGAAGAAGAAUGGACGUUGGUGGAAAAUAGGAAAAUUGUGAAAGAAUCAGAUUAUAGAAGAAAUUUGGAUCUCAAACAAAGAGCGCGUUCGAAGUGGGCUUUAGAUGGUGAUGAGAACUCCAAAUUCUUUCAUGCUUUGAUUAAUAAUAGGAAGGCCUCCAACUUGAUUCACGGCCUCAACAUUGAUGGUGUUUGGGGUUCGAAACCGGCGUUAAUUAAAAAACAGGUUCUUUCGUUUUUUCAAGACAAAUUUAGAGAAGUUGCUCUCAAUCGUCCGGAGUUGGAAUGUAUGAAUAUUAAGAAGAUUUCGGAAAUGGAUAGUAAUUUUCUUAUUGAGCCGUUCUCGGAGCAUGAAAUCAAAGAAGCAGUUUUUAAUUGUGGUGACGAGAGAGCCAUGGGUCCUGAUGGGAUGAAUUUUAGAUUCAUCAAACAUUUUUGGAGCUUAUAUUCAAAGACGAUUUUGUGA